UAAAUUUGUUACAAUAUGUAUUGGGCUUGGUAUUGUGUGGUUUAAGGAUUCUUUAAGUAAAUCUUUACCUUUAUUUUAUUUAUUGAAAUUUGUUUAACAUUUUCGAAUUUUAUUUAUAAAACUUCCUCAUAGUAGAGUCGAAUUGUGAUGUCGUCUUUAAUUAAUGGUUUGGGCCGUUCUUUGGUUUUAAGAGGUGGAAUUUCAACCUUUUCAGGCCUUAGAGGUCUGUCUCAAGUUCCUUCCGCUCACACCGCAACGAAAGGUCUUAUUACUCAUAUAAAUACACCCGCAAGAACCCAAAGCUUUAGGCGCUUAUCUGUUUUUGAACCCACUCUCAGACAGAAUUAUGCACUCAAUUUUAAUAAAACCGGUUCUAUGGGAAGUUUAAUGCCAUAUAAUAACAAGUUUGGAGUGAGAUAUGAUGGAGGAGUUGCAACUUUGGGAGCUGCUGUGGCUUUGAUGUCAGUGGGAGGAGUGGCUCAGGGAAUUGGAAAUUUGUUCGCAGCUCUUGUCUCAGGAACUGCCAGAAACCCAUCGAUUAAGGAAGACUUGUUUACUUAUACUCUUAUAGGAAUGGGUUUUCUUGAGUUUCUAGCCAUCGUUUGUAUCCUCAUGGGCGCUAUCAUGUUAUAUUCUUAAUCUCAUACAAAUAUUA
Molecule: messenger RNA, 655 nt
Organism: Theileria parva strain Muguga
Lineage: Eukaryota; Apicomplexa; Aconoidasida; Piroplasmida; Theileriidae
Product: ATP synthase F0 subunit C
Exons: 2
Coding region: 148-639 (163 amino acids)
Biological process (GO): proton motive force-driven ATP synthesis; proton transmembrane transport
Molecular function (GO): proton transmembrane transporter activity
Source: RefSeq, a predicted model, not a curated record